Molecule: messenger RNA, 555 nt
Organism: Rangifer tarandus platyrhynchus (Svalbard reindeer)
Lineage: Eukaryota; Metazoa; Chordata; Mammalia; Artiodactyla; Cervidae
Source: the annotation of a GenBank genome assembly
AUGGAGGGACGCUUCAGUCCCCUACCCCACCCCCACCGCAGCCCCAGAUUGGCCCCCACGCCCUCCGCGGGCGCCACCGGGGGCCCAGGGGUAGGAGGGCUUGGGUCGCCCCCCCCACCCUGGGGAAGGGGCUCGGCGGCGGCGGCCGCGCUCGGGCCGGGGGCAGGGGGAACCGCGGGCCCCGCCGCAGCCCCUCGCCCCGAUUUUUGCGGGCUGACUGCAGUCUCCAUCCCAGGGUGGCAGGACACUGCAAUCCCCACCCCAGCCCCAGGUUGGCCCCCACGCCCUCCGCAGGCGCCCCCGGGGGCUCAGCGGGAGGAGGGCUUAGGCCGCCCCCACUACCCCCCCCCCCCCCCAAUCCCCGGGGGAAGGGUCUCGGCGGCGGCUGCCGAGCGCGAUGCGACCUGCGCGGCGCUCUUUGCCGGCCGGCCACCUUCAUGGACCACCGCGCGCCCCCCGCUCCCCACUCCAGCCCCUCACUGCGAGCGACUCCCCGCCCCUGGCUCUCCAUCACUUCACUCGGAGGUGCAGUCGCCACCCACGUCCUCCGGCUGA